UGGUCCUUACCUUUGUCUGUGGUAAUACGCACUGCGAGAGUCUGCGUGACGCCAUAAAAAAAGAAUUGCUACUGUUAUUUUAUUUUUAUUUACAUGUAUACGUUAAAUAGAAACGCAUUAAUAAACUUGUUAAUUAUUAAGUCUAACUUUAUGUCGUGGUCUAUUUUAAUGAAUUCAAUAUUAACUGUGCAUUCCAAAUGUCGUGUAGGAUUUUAUCCUAGGAGUAAUUUAAAAAGAUUUCCUGUUCCAGAUGACAAAGUCGACUGGUCUACCGAGUAUAAACAAUAUAAUCCUCCUAAUUACACAUUUCCAGGCUUACAUGGAAAACCAUAUGCAGAUCCAGAAAUCGGUGAUCCUAACUUUGAACCUUUAUGGAAUAGCAUUGAUGGCAAUAUAAGUAGAGUGAGUUACAAUGGACCAUAUCAAAUUGUCAAUGGUUUCCCUUUAAACCCUCUGGGACGUACUGGUAUCUGUGGUCGAGGUGUUUUAGGACGAUGGGGUCCUAAUCAUGCUGCAGACCCAAUUAUAAGUCGUUGGAAAAGACUUGACAAUGGAAAUAUGGCUGUGGGUGUAAAUAAUAAACCUAUAUUACAAUUUAUAGCUAUAAAACGGGGUGACACUGGAGAGUGGGCUAUACCAGGUGGUAUGGUGGAUCCUGGUGAAAAAGUUAGUGAGACUGCUAUAAGAGAAUUUAAAGAAGAAGCUCUUAAUUCAUUAAGCCUGGCAGAUAAGAUACAAUGGGAGAAAGAAAUAGAUGAAUUCUUUAGUGAAGGUGAAGUAAUAUAUCAAGGUUAUGUGGAUGACUGUAGGAAUACUGACAAUUCUUGGAUUGAGACCAUAGCAUACAACUUCCAUGAUGAGAGUGGUUUAACUGUUGGUUUAUUAAAACUUCAUGCGGGAGAUGAUGCUGUAGGGGUACGUUGGGUUGACAUUACUCCUGACUUAAAACUGUAUGCAAGUCACACAGAAAUUGUUAGUUCAGUUUUAAAAUUAAGAAUAAAAAAUUGAAACAAAAAAUAUUUUAUAAUUUUAUUUUCUACAAUUAUAAAAACUAAUGAUAUAUAGAAGUAAUGGUUGCUGUGUUUAGGAUUAUUACCAGACAUAAAUUAUGUUGUCAUAUACACAAUCUGUAUAAAUGCAAGUAAAUGUUUUUCAGACAAAGAUAUAGAUUUGCAUGGAGUGUAUAGUUCAUUUAUUAACCCUUCCGCUCCGAUCGUCUGCUCUAGACGGCAUCCGCGUGUUACCGCUGGAUCAUCAACCCCACGAUAUUCUUGUUUGUAGAUUCCUGCACAUCGAUGGCACUUGUCUCGAUCUCUUAACCAUGUAUAUUUAUUUUUAAUUGUUGAGAAUUUUAAUUUGACAUAUUAAAUAUGCUACAUUAUCUUUGUAUUGUUUAUGUAAAACAAAGAAGAGUACGGAGAAUGACAAGGAUGCACCGAAGGACGAGUGCCCAAUUUAUUUAUGCGCAAGAUGCACACUAUGGCACUGCCGUAGAGAAAGGGUUAAAUGAAAUUUAGUCAAAGUACCUACAUGACUUUAACUAAUUCGUCAUCAUUCAUUUCAUUUAACCCUCACUUUUAUCGAAUUAAAUUAAAAAAAUAUUACAAGAACUUUUAUGCACUUUUUAAGACGUGGUAAGAGGCGUAAAAUUAUUUAUGAUAACAUUGUAUGAUAAUUGAUGUAUAUUCAACGGAUACAGAGUAUUUGUAAAAACAAUAAUUCGUUAUGAAUUAUGAAUGUGUUGUUGUGUUUUGUUUGUCUUAAGUACUUAUUACAAUAUCUAUAUUAUACUUUACCUAAUAUUAUUACAUACAAUUCGCACCGCAAAUUAUUCCGACAUAACUCGAGGUAUUCAUUUUGUAAUUUAGGCACUUACUUGCGAAAAUACGUUUAAAUACCACCAAAAUAUAAUUAUAUUUGUUAUGCUGCGCCCAUAAAAUGACUAGUUCUAAAUGAUUGAACUACAAACUCGGAAAGCGGAUAAUUUUUACUUUUAAUGAAGAAAAAAAAGAUAAAAUAAAUGCAAACACAGUGGUGUGAUCUCGCAUCUCAAUGUGAAAAACGCCAAUUGGUAACUAAUCUAAGAACAAAAAAAUCGUACAUUUAUUGUAUUAUUAGUAGGUACAUUUGAUCAAUUUAUCAUUCUGUUUCUGUGUAAUUUUUUCAAUUUUCUUUAUCACCUCCUAAGAAAUGCUUUAUUUUGAACGAUUUUUAAGUUAGGUUAGGUUAAGUGACCCCAACAAACCGCACCACGGGCAUCUUCAACAAUCGGUCAAGGCAAUUUAGUAGAUAACCGGCACGUAACUUGGCAAGAGUCGCUAGAUGCGCAGAAGUCGUUUUUUAGGUCUCUGUGGUUGUCAAGCGGGACGCGGGGAAAGACGUAGCACCAUUCCGAGCGCGCGAUUGGUGAGUCAGUCGACCCUCCCCUCCCGCACCGCGUCCGCCAUCCGUUCGCUCCCGAUUAUACAUGCGCCUACUAAAGUUGUAGGAACCCUUUGUUUAUAUUGAGUUUUUGUUAAGGGUUGUUAUUAUUGUUUUAAAUUUAGUUUUUGUUACGAGUGUUAUUGUUUUAAGUUUGUUUGCAAUGCCAGGACCAAAUACCAAUGCCAUAUAGUCGAUUCAGUCACUGAGCGUUUUAUUAUUUACGCCGGUGACGACGGCGACUCUUCGUUAUGUCGACGAUGAGGAGCCAACUCCUUCCACCAGCUCAGGCGCUACCAUAAAUUUAAUCCAAGAGGUAGCACUAUUAAAAAAUGAUAGACGACGGCGACACAUAAUUUUUAAUAUUAAGUAUAUUUAUUUAAAUAAACUUCUUAACUUUUAA
This is a messenger RNA of Bombyx mori (domestic silkworm), 2824 nucleotides long. Its product is annotated as ADP-ribose pyrophosphatase, mitochondrial. The transcript is spliced from 4 exons. The record is from RefSeq and is a predicted model, not a curated record. The coding region runs from base 94 to 1008 and encodes 304 amino acids. Lineage: Eukaryota; Metazoa; Arthropoda; Insecta; Lepidoptera; Bombycidae. Gene Ontology annotation, molecular function: ADP-ribose diphosphatase activity.